Messenger RNA from Ziziphus jujuba (common jujube), 2807 nucleotides. RefSeq names its product acylamino-acid-releasing enzyme. Gene Ontology annotation, molecular function: serine-type endopeptidase activity. Gene Ontology annotation, biological process: proteolysis. The record is from RefSeq and is a predicted model, not a curated record. The transcript has 19 exons. The coding region runs from base 51 to 2660 and encodes 869 amino acids. NCBI's taxonomy places the organism in Eukaryota, Viridiplantae, Streptophyta, Magnoliopsida, Rosales, Rhamnaceae.
AAAAAGGAGAAUAUGAUUGAGCAUAAAAAAAUGUUUGUUUGGGAAUAUGAAUGACGUCAACACCAAAUGCACACCAAAUGGGAAGGGUGCUGCUAUGCUCGGCCAACUCCAAUUGGUGCGUUAACUUUCUUCGCUCAAGAUUCCCUUCUCCUUAUUUAUCUCACCCACUCUCUUCCUUCACUCUCCCACUGAGAAGACUUCACUCUCUCUCUAUAAGAUUUCAUUAUAGUGACACAAUCAUACCUUCCAGACUACUAGGGGCUGAAAAACUAAUAAGUGAUCAGAGAAUCAAUUGCAAAUUAGCCGAAGCCAGGAAAAAAAAUUUCAAACCUUUAGCAAUGGAAGGUUCUAAAGCAGGUUCAGUGAAGGAAUUACCACUGGGGAUAGAUGUAACAACCGAGGAAGAAUACACUUUGCAGUCUAAGUUACUUAAAGAAUUUACAAGCAUCUCCAGCAUUGAUAAGGCUUGGAUUUUUAAGUCUGACAGUGGAAUUAAUUCUCAAGCAUUAUUUUCCAUUAGCCAAGCUAAUCUUUUGGCAAACAAGAGGAGGAAAUUUAUUCUCUCCGGUCAAAUUUCAAAAGAAAGCAACGCUUCUGUAAACUUUCAAUGGGCCCCCUUUCCUGUGGAGAUGACAGGAGCGUCUAUAAUUGUUCCAUCACCAUCAGGUGCAAAGCUUCUUGUAGUUCGGAACUCUGAAAACGAGUCACCCUCCCAAAUUGAAAUCUGGGGUCCAUCUCAACUAGAAAAGGAAUUCCAUGUCCCCCAGUCCAUACAUGGCUCAAUAUACACUGAUGGAUGGUUUGAGGGAAUCUCAUGGAACCAUAAUGAAACUAUCAUUGCUUAUGUGGCAGAGGAACCAUCACCCACCAAGCCUACAUUUGGCAAUCUGGGCUAUAAGAAAGGUGAUGGCACGGAUAAGGACAUGAAUAGCUGGAAAGGACAAGGGGAUUGGGAGGAGGAUUGGGGGGAAACCUAUGCUGGAAAAAGACAGCCUGCACUCUUUGUAAUUGACAUUAAUAGUGGAGAGGUACGAGCUGUUAAAGGAAUUGAGAAGUCUCUGAGUGUUGGCCAAGUUGUGUGGGCUCCAUCAGUUGAAGGUUCACAUCGAUAUUUGGUCUUUGUUGGGUGGUCACCAGAUAAAAGAAAACUUGGAAUAAAGUACUGCUAUAACAGGAGCUGUGCAUUAUAUUCAGUUAGAGCACCAAGUUUUGAAUCAGAAGCUAAUACACAUGAUCUUAAAGAUGGUUCAACUGAAGACAUGCCAGUGGUUAAUCUAACUCAAAGCAUUAGCAGUGCCUUUUUUCCACGGUUCAGCCCAGAUGGAAAAUUUCUUGUGUUUCUAUCUGCUAAAAGUUCUGUGGAUUCUGGGGCACAUUCUUCAACAAAUUCUCUUCACAAAAUUGAAUGGCCGUUGGAUGGGAAGGUGUCCUCAUCAGUGAAAAUUGUUGAUGUGAUUCCUGUUGUAUUGUCUGCUGAGGAUGGUUUCUUCCCUGGACUUUACUGUUCAAGUUUCCUGAGUAAUCCGUGGCUUUCAGAUGGGCGCACGAUGAUUUUAUCUUCUGCCUGGGGCAGCCGUCAAGUGAUACUUUCUGUGAAUGUGUUGAGUGCAGAAGUCUUACGUAUCAGCCCUGUGGAUUCAGAUUCUUCAUGGAAUGUUCUUACUUUGGAUGGGGACAAUGUUGUUGCAGUCUCUAGCAGUCCCGUGGAUAUUCCUGAAGUGAAGUAUGGUUAUCUUGUUGAUAAAGCAACAAAAAAUGCUGUAUGGAAUUGGUUAAAUGUAUCAAGCCCCAUAUUUAGAAGCUCUGAGAAGGUUAGAUCUUUGCUUUCAACUCUUCAAUUUAGUAUACUGAAGAUUCCAGUCAAGGAUGUUUCCGAUAGCCGGACAAAAGGUGCUAAGAAACCUUUUGAAGCCAUAUUUGUGUCAUCCAAAACGAAGAGAAAUGAUGGGUUUGAUCCACUCAUUGUGGUGCUUCAUGGGGGUCCCCACUCUGUAUCAUUAUCAAGCUUUUCAAAGCCCUUGGCAUUUCUCUCUUCAAUUGGAUACAAUUUGUUGAUUGUUAAUUAUAGAGGCUCUUUGGGAUUUGGUGAAGAAGCACUACAAUCACUACCAGGGAAAGUUGGGUCCCAGGAUGUCAAUGAUGUACUCACGGCUAUAGAUCAUGUCAUUGAGGCAGGACAUGCCAGUCCAUCGAAAAUUACAGUGCUUGGUGGUUCCCAUGGUGGCUUUCUGACAACCCAUUUGAUUGGCCAGGCACCAGAUAAGUUUGCUGCAGCAGCAGUGAGAAAUCCCGUCUGUAACCUUGCAUUGAUGGUUGGUACCACAGAUAUCCCUGAUUGGUGCUAUGUCGAGACAUAUGGAAGUGAGGGGAAAAAGAUCUUUACAGAAGCACCUUCAGCGGAGCAACUGACCUUCUUUCACAGCAAGUCCCCUAUUUCUCAUAUCUCAAAGGUGAAAGCACCCACCAUUUUUCUUCUUGGCGCUCAGGAUCUUCGAGUUCCAGUUUCUAACGGGUUGCAGUAUUCUCGGGCAUUGAAGGAGAGAGGAGUUGAUGUCAAAGUCAUUCUGUUUCCAAAUGAUGUUCAUGGAAUUGAAAGGCCACAAUCUGACUUCGAGAGCUUCCUUAAUAUUGGUGUGUGGUUCAAGAAGUACUGCAAAUAAGCCACCCAUCUGGUCUGGUUCAUUGCUUUAGUAUUGAAUCCCCCUUGAUAAGCCACAUUGUUUAUCUUACAAGUCAUCUUUGAUCUAUAAUAUGUAAAACAGUCAAUAUCCUUUUUCUAUAUCAUUAUUUGAACCAGAUUUGAUUCU